Daphnia pulicaria is the source of this 1490-nucleotide messenger RNA. Its product is annotated as cyclin-K-like. Lineage: Eukaryota; Metazoa; Arthropoda; Branchiopoda; Diplostraca; Daphniidae. Gene Ontology annotation, cellular component: cyclin/CDK positive transcription elongation factor complex; nucleus. Gene Ontology annotation, molecular function: cyclin-dependent protein serine/threonine kinase activator activity. The record is from RefSeq and is a predicted model, not a curated record. The coding region runs from base 69 to 1460 and encodes 463 amino acids. Gene Ontology annotation, biological process: positive regulation of DNA-templated transcription, elongation; regulation of transcription by RNA polymerase II. The transcript has 7 exons.
UGAGAUGGCGUCUAGAACCCUAGAUGGCGUUCCAUAUAUUUGCAAAUGGGCGUGGCAAAUAAAAUGUCAUGAAGUUGAUUAAUCAAAGUACAGAUGGCGCUACUAACCACGAAACCAAGCAGACAGCAUUGUACAGUUUCAGCUGUCAAGUGUUAGCAUUUAACAUCAAGCUGAGAUUUAACGAGCAAGCUCAUAGAAUUUCUCAAAAGAGCUUGUUUUACACCUACGCUGACAUGCCGUGCUGGUACUACGAAAAGAAAGAUCUGAAAAGGGAGACUCCUUCUAUUCACGAUGGCAUCGAUUUUGAAACGGAAUCCCGCUACCGGAAAGAAGGAGCACGUUUUAUUAUUGAUACUGGAACAAAAAUGGGACUUCGUUAUGACACAAUGGCAACUGGCGUGGUUUACUUCCAUCGAUUCUACAUGUUUCACUCUUUCAAAGAGUUUCCUCGAUAUGUCACUGCAUGCUGCUGUCUGUUCCUUGCUGGCAAAGUUGAAGAAACACCCAAAAAGUGCAAAGACAUUAUUAAAGUUGCAAAAGCGUCAUUGUCAGAAGCACAGUUUCAACAAUUUGGUGAAGAUGCCAAGGAAGAGGUAAUGACACUUGAAAGAAUUUUACUGCAGACAAUAAGAUUUGACCUUCAAGUUGAACAUCCAUACGGUUACCUCAUAAAGUAUGCCAAAUCCCUUAAAGGAGAUAAAUCCAAACUUCAAAAAAUGGUGCAGAUGGCAUGGACAUUUGUUAAUGAUAGCUUAUGCACCACAUUAUGUUUACAAUGGGAACCAGAAGUGAUUGCCAUCGCUCUCAUGUAUUUGGCUGGGAAAUUAAGUAAAUUUGAAAUAACGGAUUGGAGCGGUAGACAGCCACGGCAUAUACGAUGGUGGGAUAUGUUUGUAGAGGAUAUCAGUUUAGAAAUACUAGAAGACAUCUGUCACCAAGUAUUAGAUUUAUAUUCCCAACAGCCUGCACGAUCAGAUUCCCCUCAAGGGAACGCGGGACUUGUUCCGACGAAAGUACAGCCUGUUUUACCAAUUACGACUCCCACGAAGCCAGUUAGUGGACGUAGCGCUGGAGGAUUCGAUCAACGGUUAGACGCUAUGCAACCUAAAGUCGAAGUAGCUGCGGCAGCGGGAUACGUGAAUUACGCAAUGGGAGUCACCAAUACUAAUUCUUUACCUGUUGGCGUUCCACCCAACCUAAACGUGGCUCCGCCUAUCAAUGUACCUCAUCCACUUCCACCACCACCAGUCGGACAUUCGUUUCCAUAUCCAGGUUAUCCUAUGAUACCUCCUACAGCGAAUCCCCCUGUUCCUCCGACUCCACCACAAGUUUACCCUCCUCCACUUCCGCCAACGCAAUCAGCUCCCUUUUACCCAACAUAUCCUUCUUUCCCUGGGCAAGUGUAUCCUCCUACGCCAACUUCAUCACAACCACUUCCUCCUCCGCCUCGCCCAUAUUAAAAGUUUGAAUUACAACUUUAGGUCUUAGCA